UCUACGAACACGUAACGACAAUACGAACAUAUGGCCGCCUCUCUCUCCAGUGGUGACGUCAUCGAGGUGCACGUGGUAUCGCCGGCAGAAAGCUCUCAGCUUUUAGAAUUUCUCUUAGAGCAUUAUUAUCGUGAAGAACCAUUGACAGUGGGCACUAGCCCCCCCUCGCAGCCCGAUCAAGCCGAUCGAGAUUUUCUACUCUCGCAUAUUCCAAAUCAAACCUGCCUAACGCUUCGUCUCAGAAAAAACGGACGCAUUGUGGCCGCCGCUGUUGCCGGCUCCAAAGAUGCCAACGAGGGCCAACAUUUGGAAGAAUAUGCCAAAGAAUUUGUGGGCACCAAAUGGGGUCGCAUUGUCAACCUGCUAACUCAGGUGGAACAUCUCAGUAAUGUGUGUGCGCGUUAUCAGGUGUCCCAUGCUCUGCAUAUCCAUGCCAUGGGUGUGGAUGCCUCAAUGCGUGGCCAAUCUCUGGGCGCUCGUCUUAUAAAAGCCAUGGAGGAACAGGCCCGUAAAUUGGGCUAUCCCUUAAUAUGUCUCGACUGCACCAGCUUCUAUUCCGCACAGCUAGUGAAACGUUUGGGCUAUGAACUGAUUAGUAGCCUUAAAUAUGCUGACUAUACAAACGAAGAGGGCAAACAGCUCAUCCAAGUGCCACCGCCACACGAAAGUGUCCAAACCUAUGCCCUCAAAUUGUGUGAGAACUAAAAAUAAAAUACUUCAAUAGCAAUUUUAAGCCAAAUGGCUCUUAAAUCGAGGGCGUAAAAGUGAUGAUGAAGAACUUUUGCUGAAAACGUCUUCUUCUCCAAGUGACAAACAAAUAAAAAAGAGCAUUUUAUUUGAAAUGAAUUAUAAAAUCCUUAUCAACUGACUAAA
Molecule: messenger RNA, 873 nt
Organism: Drosophila willistoni
Lineage: Eukaryota; Metazoa; Arthropoda; Insecta; Diptera; Drosophilidae
Gene: AgmNAT
Product: arylalkylamine N-acetyltransferase-like 2
Exons: 1
Coding region: 31-705 (224 amino acids)
Molecular function (GO): N-acetyltransferase activity
Source: RefSeq, a predicted model, not a curated record